Messenger RNA from Insectozyma verbasci, 1350 nucleotides. The record is from the annotation of a GenBank genome assembly. Lineage: Eukaryota; Fungi; Ascomycota; Pichiomycetes; Serinales; Debaryomycetaceae.
AUGAUAUUUUUACUAUUUCUUAUACCCUUUUCAUAUUGUUCAAUAGCUGCUUAUUGGGGUCAAAAUGCUGGUGGUAAUCAAGGGAGUUUAGCAUCUUAUUGUCAAUCAAAUUCAGCAGAUAUAAUAAUAUUAUCAUUCCUUAAUGAUUUUCCAAAAAUUGGUUUGAAUUUUGCCAAUGCAUGUAGUGAUACCUUUAGUGAUGGUUUAUUACAUUGUCCACAAAUUGGUCAAGAUAUUAAAACAUGUCAACAACAAGGUAAAAUUAUACUUUUAUCACUUGGUGGAGCUACUGGUAAUUAUGGAUUUAGUUCUGAUUCAGAUGCUGCUUCAUUUGCAGAAACUUUAUGGAACAAAUUUUUAGAAAGCUCAGAUUCUGAACGUCCAUUUGAUGAUGCAAUUGUAGAUGGAUUUGAUUUUGAUAUUGAAAAUAAACAACAAACUGGUUAUGUUGCAUUAGCUAAUAGUUUAAAAUCAUAUUUUGCAAAAGGUUCAAAAAAGUAUUAUCUUUCGGCUUCUCCUCAAUGUCCAUAUCCCGAUGAAUCAGUAGGUGAUUUAAUGUCAUCCGUUGAUUUAGAUUUUGCAUUUAUUCAAUUUUACAAUAAUUAUUGUUCAUUAGAUAAACAAUUUAAUUGGGAUACUUGGGCAAAUUAUGCAAAUGGUAAAAAUAUCAAAUUAUUUUUGGGUUUACCAGGUUCUCCGUCGUCUGCUGGUUCAGGUUACGUAGAUAUAUCAAAAGUACAACGGGUUAUUCCUACUAUUAAAAGUGGUAAGAAUUUUGGCGGUGUUUCAUUAUGGGAUAUUUCAUCAACUCCAGUAGAUUUUUUAGAUGGUAUUAAAGAUGCUUUAGGAGGAUCUGCUCAACCAGCAUCAACUUAUUCUCAAUCUUCAGCAACUUCAAGUUAUAUUCCUCAGACACCAAGUACAGUUUAUUCACAAUAUAUUUCAACAACUCAACAAUCACAACCAACACACUCAAUUACAACAAUUACUCAAUCAACAACAUCUUCAAACAACUUUUUUGAUUGGUUAUUUGGUUCUCCAUCAAUAACAGCAGCUCAAGCAGCAGCAUCAACAACAGCUCAAGCAGCAGCACCAACAACAGCUUCAUCAUUCAACUGGUGGGGAAUUUUUGAAAGAACAACUUCAAGUACUACUUUACAAACAAUUUAUCAAACUAUACCGACUCAAGCAGCCGCAGAUGCUACUACUUACGUCACUUUAACAACUACAGUCUAUGCACAAGCUCAACAAACAUUAUUACAAAAAAGAGACAAUAACAUCAGAGAAGAAUCUAAUGGUGUCACCUUCAAACCUAAUUAUUUGCUACUUUUCUUAAUGUAUUUUAUUUAA